This is a messenger RNA of Schizosaccharomyces osmophilus, 180 nucleotides long. RefSeq lists its product as uncharacterized. The transcript is spliced from 2 exons. The record is from RefSeq and is a predicted model, not a curated record. NCBI's taxonomy places the organism in Eukaryota, Fungi, Ascomycota, Schizosaccharomycetes, Schizosaccharomycetales, Schizosaccharomycetaceae. The coding region runs from base 1 to 180 and encodes 59 amino acids.
AUGGAAGAUUAUGAGAUUGGUCCUAGAAUGGUUGAGAGGAAUUAUUGGAAAAUCUUCUGUUAUUUUCCCUUGGCAGAGAUUCCUAUAGGUUGCCUAAAGCACGAUUGGGGAAUUAAACCAAAGACAGCAAUGCAAUUAGUACAUCCAUCAUUACUUGUGCUUUUUUUACUUUCUCAUUAA